AUGAAGACUUUGAAAGAAAAUAAAACCAAUAGAAAGGCUUGGACAGAUCAAGAAGAUGACCAAUUACGACAUUUAUUUUCUAUAUAUAAGCGACAAUGGCGUAUCAUCGCUCGUGAAAUGAAAAACAAUCGAACUGGUAAACAAAUCCGGGAUAGAUGGGUCCAUCAUCUUGACAAGAAUAUUAAUCAGUCUCCUUUAAGCUCGAUGGAGAAAAAAAUAAUUGCCGAAAAAUGUCGUACAAUUGGCCAUAGAUGGGUAGAAAUUGUUAAAUGUUUGCCGGUGAAUGGACGAACACCACUGAUGAUCCGCAAUUAUUGGCAUAGUCAGCAACGUCAAGCCUUCCAUCGUAUUCGAGAACGUAUGUCUGUGGAUACUCUGUUAAAUUAG
Ambispora leptoticha is the source of this 387-nucleotide messenger RNA. Lineage: Eukaryota; Fungi; Glomeromycota; Glomeromycetes; Archaeosporales; Ambisporaceae. The record is from the annotation of a GenBank genome assembly.